CGGGAUGCUCGAGCUCAAGAUCGAGAUGUCACUCGGCGUGUAGUAGUGAGACGAGUGUGAUUUAGAAGCAUUUUUCUUCCACGUUGAUCGUGCGUCCUCGCGUGGCGAGAAAAAUCCUUCUAAACGCGGUGCGAGCGCGAUGGAUCGUGAACUAGUCGACAAGUUCAUCGAGGUGACGGGCGAGAGCGAAGCGACGGCUCAUCAGUAUCUCACGUUGGCUGACGGGAACGUGGAGAUGGCGAUCAGCCUGAUGUUCGAGGGCGGCAGGGCACCGGAGGCUGAGAACGCGAAUCCGGAGCCACCGGUGAGGGCUCCGAUACUACCGACGCAGGAGAUCCUGGUGCCGCCAGAGCCGGUGUGCUCAUUUCCUCGUCUGUCGAACAACGUGUUUGACAGAUUCAGAGACUUCGCCGUAGAGACUCAGCGACAAGAGGAAGAAAUGACACGCAGAGUAACCGGCACGAAGCAGAUCUCCCAAAAGAAAUCCAAGCGUCUGGAAGACCUGUUCCGACCACCGUGCGAUAUUCUCUUUCUGGGCUCCUUCAUGGAGGCUCGCGAUCAUGCCAAGAAUCUGAAUCGCUGGCUGCUCGUCAAUGUUCAAAAUCCACAGGAGUUUUGCUGUCAGGUUCUCAACAGGGACGUGUGGCCCAACGAGCAGAUCCAGGAGAUCGUCAAGGAUCACUUUGUCUUGUGGCAAGUUUUGUCUAAUACAUCGGAUGGGAGACGUUACAUAGACUUUUACAACGUGGUGGAGUAUCCGUAUCUGGCGAUCGUAGAUCCGAGAACGGGAGAAUGCAUGAAAACUUACAGUAACAUCACCGUGGACAAUCUGAUGUCGGACUUGAACGAUAUGCUAAGCACACAUGCUUCCCCAGAGAGCGCCUCAGUUACAUCCAACUCCAAAGACUGGAACAACUUCCCUACGACGCCACCAAAACGGAAUACUCUGGCGGAACAAGCAAAGAACGAUUGCGGUCCCAGUAGCAAAACUUCUAGACUUUUGUCGGAAAAGAUCACGGAUCCGGAAACCGGAGACGUAGCAUCGGAUAACAUCACUAGUUCAAGUGUUCCAAGUAGCAGUUGCACUGCCUUCAACAAGAAGAGAAAGCUGAACGAACGCGAGGCUGCUAAACAGCAGAAGAAUGAAAAGUCAAAAUCUGACACAGCUAAAGCCGAAACGAGCGACGAACCUAUCCUACGGCUGUGUCUACGACUGCCAAACGGUACAAAAGAAACGAUAUCAAUGUGCGGAGCAGAUACUAUAGAGGAUUUCUUGAUUAAAAUGGAAGACAUGGGAUUUUCAUCAGAGGAAUAUACGUUUUUAGUACCGUUCCCGAAAACAAAUAUCGGUGCACUGUCUGCAGAUACUCGCCUGUUAGAUACAAUUUUGUUUCCAACUAACACAGUAUUUAUAACGAAGAUAUAGUGAGUGAAAGAAACGCUUCCAUUUUAUUUUUCGAAUUAGAAAAAUUUAAGAUAUCCAUCUGAAGGUUUUUCGAAAUUACUCGGGCGAAAGUUCGUAAUCUGUGUACAGUUUCAAAGAAUUAUCACUCUAUUUCUCAAAAUUGAAGAAUCGAUCCAUUUUGUAUGUCUCUCGUAUAUUUAUAGAUACUUUUUUAAUUAAAGCGAUAUCGGUAUUUUUAAGGUAGAUUAUCAAUACGAUAAAGCACUGCCAUUCAGUGUUCAUUUCGUAUGAAAUACUCUGUGUAAAUCAUUUUAUCUUAAGGUUUUAUCUUUGGGAUCCGAAAGAAAGACAGAUGUGAUGAUUGCGAUUUACAGGAGAAAUUAUCGGUUGCAUGUACUGUGCGUAUACUAUAACUAUAGUAUAGUAUAACUAUUAUCGUUAUUACGUACAAACUCACAUUCAGAACGCGCUUUACAACGGUAAAAGCGCUAUAUCCUCGAUGUCGCUUCUCAACCAAGAUGCGUUUUCAGUCACUUUUGCAGGCGCUUUUAUCGUUGUAAACGUGUUCCGAAUAUGAGUCACAGCGUUUUCCACCGGAAAACUAGGGCAAUAUUGGUGCGCAUUGAAUGGAAGUUUAGCGUUCCACUGUGAAAAUGAAAAGUCAGUUUACAUAUCUCAGUGUCUACUGUCAAAAGUGGUGCAAAAAAAUUGCAUCAAGUGCGCACCGGUGUCGCAACGGCACUUUCCAGCAGAAAACGCUAGUAGUCUUAUUAUUACUGUUCUGCAAGUCUCACAAGUGCCGUCCAUACAUGUGUACAGUCGUCACGAAACGUAUUUCCCACGAGGUACUUUAAGAUGGCACGUGCAACAAACCUGCAUACGUCUCGGCAGACACAUUUUGCAGUGUAUUACAGCGUGGCGAGAUCUCCGGAUAUCUUGCACGAAAGGGAACUUCCGUCAAUGUGAUUUAAGACGCAACAACCAAGUAAGACUUUACAUUGCGAUAUAUCAUAUAGCUAAGCGCGGAAAGCUUCGAUAACGAAGACAAUUCAUAAUAUACGUAUUGCUGAUAGUACAAGACGUGUCAAUGCAUGAUUAUCAUCGAGAUAAAUGCUCGAUUCAAGUUAUAACUGCCGCUACGCAAUUAAGAUAGAAGAUAGGUAAUCGAGAUAUUUUACAAGCAUUGAUUAUAACAUUAACAAUGUACCGACACUAUCCAUCGACUAUAAAAGUAUUUCAUGUACGUCAGGCAACUGUAUUUAUACUUAUUUCUCAGUGUACGAUAAUCGUAAUUCUGUAAUAUAGCUGGUAAAACAUUUCUUCCGGAUUUAUAAUACAUGUAUCUCCAUUAUUGAGAACUUAAAUAUAUCACUUAAUC
Molecule: messenger RNA, 2783 nt
Organism: Ooceraea biroi (clonal raider ant)
Lineage: Eukaryota; Metazoa; Arthropoda; Insecta; Hymenoptera; Formicidae
Product: UBX domain-containing protein 7
Biological process (GO): proteasome-mediated ubiquitin-dependent protein catabolic process
Cellular component (GO): nucleus
Molecular function (GO): ubiquitin binding
Source: RefSeq, a predicted model, not a curated record